GGUGUCUAUACCAUCCCUCCACUUGCCGCCACGCCACUCAUUGCCCAACGACAUUCUGGUGUGCUCGCAAUAGGACAGACAUGCCUCUCAAUUACUCAAAAUGGGACGCGCUCGAGCUCUCUGACGAUUCCGACAUCGAGGGACAUCCGAAUGUCGACAAGAAGUCUCUGGUACGAUGGAAACAGCGCGAUAUUCAUGAGAAGCGGGAGAUCCGGCGGCAGCGCAUCGCGCAGCUGAGCGCAGACGUUGCCUGCAAUGAUGUCCUCCAGCCGCGCCUGCAGACCAUCACAGACGAGGUCGCGGCGCAGGGCGCACCACGCUUCUCUGCACUCGUUGAACGCUUCAAGACGAACCCGUCGCCGGACAAGCCGCCCACGAACGCGCCCGAGCAGAAGACGUACGAUGCGAUGCUGCUUUCGCUCAUGCUGCAAAUCUGGGAGGAGGCGAAGGAGCAGGGCGUUGAGAAGGAUGACCCGCGGCUCGGGGAAGUGCUCGUGCAAGGGCUCAAGAAACACAUCGUGCAGAUGGGUGAGCACCAAGAGAAGCUCAAGACAGAGCUUGCGACGCUGGAGGAAGAGGCGCAUAAGAAGAUCACGAGCGAUGACUUGCAUGUUGGCUGGGAUUCGCAUUACGUUCCGCCCAUGCCCGCACCGCCGCCGGUCAAGGGUGCACAUAUCGAUUCGGAAAGAAGAAAGAAGAAAACGACUACUACCGAGUUCGAGGUGCUCAAUUCCGGAGGCGUCGCGGCUGCGCAAGCAGCAGAACCAUCCAGCAAACCAUCCGCCGCACCAGCUGCAGUCGCCGCGUCAGAAGAGGAGACCGAGCCCGAGGACGAGCUGCCCGAGAUGACACCUUCGUUAGAGGCGUUCUCCCGCCUCUCUUUACGAGGCUACGAGGAGUCGUGGGAGUUCAUCAAGCAGCACAGAGACGUCGUGGUCCCCGGAGCAUCGGACGCGUUGCUUGUCGCGGCGUUCACGGCGCAGAGUGAGGGCAAGCCGAAGUACGCGCAGCAGUGCGUGCAUCAAAGCCUGUUACUCCAGUACUGCGAGAAGCUGGGUGGUGAUGGUGUGCGGGUGUUCUUCAGAAAGAUGGUCGACCGAGACCCUCGUGCGACGGCCGUGUUCGAAAAGGACGUCGCAGAUACGUACGCACACCUCGUCGAGCGUGUGCGGAUCUCCAAGGCGGAGCAGGCUGCGUUCGGGCCCGGAACGGAGCAGAUCCAGCUCGUACCUGAGGAUCCGUCGCACACAAUUUCGUUCAACGUGCCGGAUGGUCCGCCGCCGGAGCACCUCACCGUUGAAGGUGAAGGUCUGGAGAACAUUAACAUUGAGGACGUGCGCCGCAUGUUACAACUACGCUGGGACGUGUUCCAAGGCUUCCCUGUGCCACUGCAAAAGGCGCUCAAGAAGAACAGCCUCGACGAGGUGAACAAGGUGCUUGGCGGGAUGAAGGUGAACGAGGCGGAGGAGGUCGUGAAGCUGUUGGACGUGGCGGGCAUUUUGAACUUCUCGGAGGGCGGGGUCAGGGAUGAGACGGGGAAGGCGAAGCAGAUGGACGGUGAGGAUGACGAAGAGGAAGAGGAGGCGGAGGCGGAUGAGACAUUGGCGGAGACAGCGGAGCAGGGGUGA
This is a messenger RNA of Laetiporus sulphureus 93-53, 1628 nucleotides long. RefSeq lists its product as uncharacterized. The transcript has 5 exons. Gene Ontology annotation, cellular component: cytoplasm. Gene Ontology annotation, molecular function: protein kinase binding; protein-folding chaperone binding; heat shock protein binding. The coding region runs from base 81 to 1628 and encodes 515 amino acids. The record is from RefSeq and is a predicted model, not a curated record. Gene Ontology annotation, biological process: protein folding; protein stabilization. Lineage: Eukaryota; Fungi; Basidiomycota; Agaricomycetes; Polyporales; Laetiporaceae.